Molecule: messenger RNA, 1958 nt
Organism: Sinocyclocheilus grahami
Lineage: Eukaryota; Metazoa; Chordata; Actinopteri; Cypriniformes; Cyprinidae
Product: MFS-type transporter SLC18B1-like
Exons: 12
Coding region: 66-1271 (401 amino acids)
Biological process (GO): transmembrane transport
Molecular function (GO): transmembrane transporter activity
Source: RefSeq, a predicted model, not a curated record
CGUUCACUGUUUAGUUUCCCAGCUGACGGGCUAAGCGCGCGGUGAAAGAUCUCAGAGACUUGACAAUGGAUCUCGAUGAAGAUAUAGGUGAUUCUUCACCAGCAGAGACUCCAGCCACUAAAAUGUCCAGACACCAGAUAUUAACACUUAUUGCAAUGGCCUCCAUAAACUUCAGUUCCAUGAUCUGUUACUCCAUUCUGGGACCAUUUUUUCCAAAUGAGGCAAAGAAGAAAGGUGUCAGUCAAGCUAUGAUUGGUUUAAUAUUCGGAAUCUAUGCAUUAUGUACUUUAGUGGGCUCAUUGUUACUUGGUAAAUAUAUUGUCCAGAUAGGAGCCAAGUUUAUGAUCGUUGCAGGGUUGUUCGUAUCGAGCGGAUGUACUGUACUCUUCGGAUUUCUUGACCAAGUGUCUGAUGGGACAGUUUUCGUCGUGCUCUGUUUUAUCACACGGUGCAUAAAUGCAAUCGGCUUUUCUGCCGCCGUUACAUCAUCUUUUGCAGUUUCAGCAAAAGUUUUCCCCGAGAACAUAGCGACUGUUUUGGGCUUCAUGGAGAUUUUUACAGGUCUUGGCCUGAUAUUGGGUCCUCCGUUGGGUGGCUGGCUCUAUCAGUCAUUUGGAUAUGAAAUCCCAUUCGUUUUCACAGGAUGUCUUCUGUUUGCGACAGUGCCUCUCAAUUUGUGGAUUUUACCAAGCUUUGAUGCUGUUCCUCCUUCCCAGAAUUCCUUCCUCAGAUUGUGUACCAGAAUGAAGAUCCUUCUCAUCUGCUUCGUGGUGUUCUCGUUGAGUUCAGGACUUGGUUUCCUGGAUGCAACACUGUCCAUAUUUGCCAUAGAAAAGCUUAAUCUCAGUGCCGGCAAUGCAGUUAACCCUAAAACUGAGCAAAAUACAACAGUACAAACCUCUACAAAAUACAUGCAUACCAAAAACAUGUUUUGGCUCAUGUGUUCCUCGUAUUGCAGUGAAAAUGGCUUUGAGGAGGGCUUGAGUACCCUGGGAUUGGUGUCAGGCUUGUUCUCAGCAGUCUGGUCUGCUGGGAUGUUCUUUGGGCCGACUAUUGGAGGAUACAUCACACAAGUACUCAACUUUGAAUGGAGCGCAGGAGUUCAAGGUGCACUCGCCUUUCUCGCUGCCUUACUACAAGUAAUAUAUUUCACAUUAGAGGACAUACAAAAGAAGUCACAAAAGGCCAACAGGACUGACAUGUCAUUAUCGCAAGGAGAAAAAUCCCCUCUUCUCCCCAAGACAGAUAAUCUCAGAGUUGAUGUCAGCUGAAAUAAGCUGCUGCACGCUUUUAAAUGGAAGAACAAAUGUAAUCAUAUUGCUGCUAAAUACAGGUGAUGUGGGAUAUGAUUGACAGAUGACAAAUGAAGAACGAGGAGAAGGUCAGUUUAACAACAAAGAUGUCAUAUAUUUAUUAUUUCAAGAUCAGUUGAACCUGUACACAGGAGUUCAGUGAACAUUUACAAAGUAAAUGUCAAAAGUCCUGUAAGAAGAUUGAAUUAAGAGCGUGUGUUAAAGUUGAAUGUAUAAUAAUAAUAAAGAGAUGACAUUCACACUAAACAGCUGAGAUGUGCCUAUUGAUGAAAUACUUUAUCUUUUACCCCGUUUCUGGGAAUAUUGUAGGGUGGCGAUGUACAUAUUCCCUCACUAGAAGAUGCUGCCCAGCUAGGGUUUGUUAUUUUCUUAACCAUCUUGCAUCUCAAAUGCUGCUUUGGCAGUUAAAUAUUCAUCUUGACAGUCACAACAAGGACAUUUUACAAACUGAAGUGAAAUAUAUUUUGGCUUAUUUAUUGUGUUUAGUAACUUAACAUGAGAUAUAAGCCAUUCUGAAAAAUAGGUGUACAUUUUUGAAGUAAAUUGAAAUUAAGAGCUCGUGUAUAAAAUAAUUCAUUACCUCAUAUACAGUGUGUCUUACAGUACAGUACACUGGAUUAUUUCUGAGGUCUUGUUCAGAAAUCU